Messenger RNA from Ipomoea nil (Japanese morning glory), 1359 nucleotides. RefSeq lists its product as uncharacterized. The record is from RefSeq and is a predicted model, not a curated record. Gene Ontology annotation, molecular function: RNA binding. The coding region runs from base 92 to 1231 and encodes 379 amino acids. NCBI's taxonomy places the organism in Eukaryota, Viridiplantae, Streptophyta, Magnoliopsida, Solanales, Convolvulaceae. The transcript is spliced from 6 exons.
GGCAUCUAAAUAAGAGAUUAGAUUUCUUUCUCUCCUUACCGCUCUCUCUCAAACCCCACACUCGUCUUCUUCACCUUGGAAUCGAACCUCCAUGGCUAGUUUAAGCUUCCAUUGCAGCAGAAUCAGGCAUCCUUCAGUCCAUUCUUUUGAAUUCCCAUUCCACUUCUUUCCAUCUUCAGUCAAAAUCAAGCCACUCAAAACCAACUUCAACAAUUUGCAUUUUCUUUCUUGUUCGGUUUCUGAAACCUCCAUCUCUUCACCCUUGGAAGCUGAAGCUGAAGCUUCUGAUGAAGAAGAAGAAGAAGAGGAAGAUGAUGAUGACCCCACUGUAGAGCUGAGCUAUCUCGACCCGGAAGUUGAUCCUCAGAGCAUUUCUGAGUGGGAAAUGGAUUUCUGCUCAAGACCCAUUCUUGAUAUCAGAGGAAAAAAGCUAUGGGAGCUUGUUGUUUGCGAUGAUUCUCUGUCUUUGCAAUAUACAAAGUAUUUCCCCAAUAAUGUUAUCAAUAGUGUCACUCUUAAGGAAGCCAUAGUGUCCAUCUGUGACGAUUUGGGCGUGCCUUUACCUAACAAAAUUCGCUUCUUUAGAUCACAAAUGCAGACUAUUAUCACUAGAGCUUGCAAUGAGCUUGGCGUAACACCUAUUCCCAGCAAGCGGUGCUUGUCAUUGGUUCUUUGGCUUGAAGAACGCUAUGAAACGGUUUAUACUCGCCACCCUGGUUUCAACAAAGGAUCUAAACGACUGCUUGCUCUUGAUAAUCCAUUUCCAAUGGAGCUUCCAGAGAAUUUAUAUGGAGAAAAAUGGGCUUUUGUCCAGUUGCCUUUCUCAGCUGUUCAGGAAGAGGUUUCAUCUCUGCAGACAAGGUUCAUGUUUGGUGCAAGUUUAGAUUUGGACCUUUUGGGGAUUGAAAUUGGAGAAAAGACGUUAAUUCCUGGUCUUGCUGUUGCUUCUUCACGUGCACAGCCAUUAGCCGCUUGGAUGAAUGGCUUAGAGGUGUGUUCAAUUGAAGCUGAUAUUGAAAGGGCAUGCUUGAUUUUAUCUGUUGGAAUUUCGACUCGAUACAUUUAUGCAACCUACAAGAAAACCCCUGUAACUACAAGUGAAGCUGAAGCCUGGGAAGCUGCAAAGAAGGCCAGUGGAGGUUUGCAUUUCCUUGCUAUUCAAGAUGAUCUAGAUUCAGAUGACUGUGUUGGAUUCUGGCUCCUUUUAGACUUCCCACCUCCUCCUGUAUAGAUAUAUCAUGCCAGAUUUGAGUAUUCACUUACAUUCAAACUUUUUUGAUUCUGCAUUUGAUGAUGUAAAGAACUGCAAGUUACAAUCAUGUUGAGCUUAGUGGGAAUUAAAUGAAGUUUUUGUAAAUA